AUGAACGGCCUUUCCCUCACCCACUCAGUGGGUUACCUGGUCAUAAAAGGAGAUCAGGACAAGUUACAUCCAAGAAAUCUUAUCCCAGAGCUUUGUAGACUGUUUUACGGUUUAGGCUGGGUUACAGGAACUGGUGGAGGAAUCAGCUUGAAACAUGGGAAUGAAAUCUACAUCGCUCCUUCAGGAGUCCAGAAGGAAAGAAUACAGCCAGAAGAUAUGUUUGUUUGCGACAUGAAUGAACAGGACAUCAGUGGUCCUCCACCGCACAAGAAAUUAAAGAAAAGCCAGUGCACUCCUCUCUUCAUGAAUGCCUACACUAUGAGAGGGGCAGGUGCAGUGAUCCACACUCAUUCCAAGGCUGCUGUUAUGGCUACCCUCCUUUACCCAGGGAGUGAGUUCAGUAUUACCCAUCAGGAGAUGAUAAAAGGAAUCCAGAAGUGUACUUCAGGAGGCUAUUACCGAUAUGAUGAUACACUAGUAGUUCCCAUUAUUGAGAAUACACCAGAAGAGAAGGAUCUCAAGGAAAGAAUGGCACGUGCACUGGAAAAAUACCCAGACUCUUGUGCUGUAUUGGUCAGACGUCAUGGAGUUUAUGUAUGGGGAGAAACAUGGGAAAAAGCCAAAACAAUGUGUGAAUGUUAUGAUUACUUGUUUGAUAUCGCAGUGCAGAUGAAGCAGCAUGGACUAGAUCCUUCAAAACAUCCAACAGGAGAAAACGGGAUCUUGUAAAUGACAACAUUUAUGUUCAGGUUUUUUACACGAUGAUGGGAGUUCCAGAUUCCACCUCACUUUGUUAAAACCAGGAGGGGGUGCUG
This is a messenger RNA of Mesitornis unicolor (brown roatelo), 815 nucleotides long. It is a transcript of the gene APIP, whose product is annotated as APAF1 interacting protein. Gene Ontology annotation, molecular function: methylthioribulose 1-phosphate dehydratase activity; metal ion binding. NCBI's taxonomy places the organism in Eukaryota, Metazoa, Chordata, Aves, Mesitornithiformes, Mesitornithidae. The transcript is spliced from 8 exons. The coding region runs from base 1 to 729 and encodes 242 amino acids. The record is from RefSeq and is a predicted model, not a curated record. Gene Ontology annotation, cellular component: cytoplasm.